Molecule: messenger RNA, 3840 nt
Organism: Alligator sinensis (Chinese alligator)
Lineage: Eukaryota; Metazoa; Chordata; Crocodylia; Alligatoridae
Gene: TTC17
Product: tetratricopeptide repeat domain 17
Exons: 25
Coding region: 29-3637 (1202 amino acids)
Biological process (GO): cilium organization; actin filament polymerization
Cellular component (GO): actin cytoskeleton; cytoplasm
Molecular function (GO): protein binding
Source: RefSeq, a predicted model, not a curated record
UGGUGCGGGGGGGCUGGGAUCGGCGAAGAUGGCGGCGGUCGGAGUGGCCGGGCGGGGCGGGCCGGGUUUGGUGCGCACCCCGCUGGGCUGGGUGCUGGGUCUGUCCCUACUGCUGGGCCUGGGGGCGCCGCCUGGCGCUGCCACCACCCACUGGGUGGUCACUGAGGACGGCAAGAUCCAGCAGCAGGUGGAUUCACCAAUGAACUUGAAACAGCCUCAUGAUUUAGUGAUGCUCAUGAGACAAGAAACUACAGUUAACUACCUCAAAGAUCUGGAGAAACAGUUAGUUGCUCAAAAGAUACAUAUAGAGGAGAAUGAAGACAGAGACACAGGGCUUGAACAAAGGCAUAAUAAAGAGGAUCCAGACUGCAUCAAAGCAAAGGUGCCCUUGGGAGACUUGGAUCUAUAUGAUGGCACAUACAUCACUUUAGAGAGCAAAGAUAUCCGCCCUGAGGAUUAUGUAGACACAAAGUCUCCUGUACCUCCAGACCUGCAACAACCAGACUGUACAAAAGUUCUAGAUCUUCCAUACAGCAUUCAUGCUUUUCAGCACUUACGGGGUGUUCAAGAGAGAGUUAAUCUUUCCGCACCCUUGUUACCUAAAGAAGAUCCUAUCUUCACUUACUUAUCCCGACGGUUAGGAAGAAGCAUAGAAGAAAUAGGCCAUCGCAUUUAUGAAGGUCUAAUGAAGAACUCUUCUUCUUGGGUGCUCUAUAAUAUGGCAUCAUUUUAUUGGCGAAUAAAGAAUGAGCCAUAUCAAGUAGUGGAGUGUGCCAUGCGGGCUCUCCACUUCUCCUCAAGGCAGAAUAAAGAUAUUGCACUGGUAAAUUUGGCAAAUGUUCUACACAGGGCUCAUUUCUCUGCGGAUGCAGCCAUUGUGGUCCAUGCAGCUCUGGAUUACAGCGACUUCUUUACCAGCUAUUACACUUUGGGAAAUAUUUACGCAAUGCUUGGGGAAUACAACCACUCAGUCCUGUGUUAUGAUCAUGCUUUACAGGCCAAACCAGGGUUUGAGCAAGCUGUAAAAAGGAAGCAUGCUGUCCUAUGUCAGCAAAAACUUGAGCAGAAACUGGAGGCUCAGCAUAGAUCACUUCAGCGAACGUUAAAUGAAUUGAAGGAGUAUCAAAAGCAGCAUGACCAUUACCUGAGGCAACAGGAGAUCCUAGAGAAGCACAAGCUGAUUCAGGAGGAGCAAAUCUUGAGGAACAUCAUCCAUGAGACACAAAUGGCAAAAGAGGCACAAUUAGGGAACCAUCAAAUUUGUCCAUUGGGCAAGCAGCAGCACAGUUUGCACUGUCAGUGGGACCAACCUGUUCGCUAUCAUCGUGGAGACAUUUAUGAAAAUGUAGAAUAUGUUCAGUUUGGCGAGGACUCAUCAACUUCCAGUAUGACAUCUCUGAAUUUAGAUCUUCACUCAAACCAAAGUGAUCUCAGCCAUUCUGUGCUGUCUUCUCCUGUUGCUCAUUCUGUUGUUUUACUAUGGGACAUGGAAUCAGAUGCCUACAGGGAAAAACAGCAUAUUCUUUGGCCUAAAAGAGCAGACUGUGUGAAAUCCUUCCCAACAAUCCCUGACCCGGAGGAACUACCCACUUAUUUCCUACCUCCAGAAAACAGGGGUCUCAGGGUCCAUUCAAUCCCAGAUGGCUUAGAAAAAGCCCCUGCACAUGAAGAAAUACCACCGCCAGAUUGUUCCUCUAUUACUGAUGCCCGCAACAAUGAAACUCAAUACCUAUUUUUCAAAGAUUUAGACAGUCAUCUAGAUCUGAAAUUUAAAAUGCCAGAUGAUCAAGCACGACAAAUCUUGCAUUCUCGCAUCAAUAAUCAAACUAUUACAGAGGAGCAAAUAGGAGGAUUCAUCUAUCAUGCCAUUAAGAAGCCAAGGAAUCCUCUAUGGCUUGUACUGAAUGAGGCUGGACUCUACUGGCGUGCAGUUGGAAACAGCACCUUUGCUGUCACCUGCUUGCAAAAAGCAUUGAAUUUAGCCCCACAUGAAUAUCAGGAUAUUCCUCUAGUCAAUCUAGCCAACCUUCUGAUUCAUUAUGGCCUUCCCCUGGAUGCCAGCAGGCUCCUGCAAAAAGCUUUGGACAUCAAUAGCUCUGAGCCUCUAACUUUGCUGAGCCUAGGAAAUGCAUAUUUGGCUCUGAAGAAUAUCAGUGGGGCCCUGCAGGUCUUCCGACAGGCAUUGAAUUUGACCACAAAGUGCCUGGAGUGCGAGAGCAGCCUGAAGUUGAUCCGCUGUCUACAAUUUUACCCUUUUCUGUACAACAUCACCUCUUCUGUAUGCAAUGGCCACUGUCAUAAGAAAAACCCAGAUGACAUUCAUGACAAGCAGAAGUACUUUGGUGAACCCCAGGAGUCAGUAACAGCUAAAGAAGAAAAUUCUGAGGGAGGUACAGAAGACACCACAGAAUAUCGCAUUCAGAGUUCAACAAGGGACCCUUCAUCUCUGAGACUGGAAAACACAGUCAUUGCAGAAAGCAAUGGUUCAGAAGGGCUGGAAAAUUUGGGAGACGCUCAGAUGUCUGAAGAGAUGUUGGCUUUGGUGGAUGAGUUUGAAAAUUCCUGGCCUCUGGAAGCCUUUGAAGGGGCACUAGAGGUGAAAGGUCGUCGGAUGGACCUCCAGGGUAUCCGAGUCCUAAAGAAAGGCUCCCAGGAUGGACUGGCUAGUUCUUGUUUUGGGGAUUGUGGGGAUGAUGAUGAAGCUGAAUGGAUCACAUUCCAGGUCAAACGAUUAAAGAAACCAAAAUCAGAAAGCGUGGAUCUUCAGGAGCCCACGGGGAGAAAUGGAGAAGAAGAGGUUAAUGGGGAAAAUGAAAACCUUUAUGAAACUGCACUGGAAAUCAGUGGCCCCAAAAUACCCUCCCCAGGACCACCAGGAAAACAGCGUGAUUAUCGCAGCCUUGGCUGGCCAAGUCCUGAUGAGUGUUUGAAACUCCGCAGGGUAGAACUCACUACUGUUGCCAGCACAUGGUUAGCUGUUUCUGCUAAAAGUAUCGAUAUUACAGACCAUAUAGAUUUUACCACACAGCUGCAAGAACCGGCUAUGGAGCCUCUUUGCAACCCCAAUCUACCUGUCAGUAUGCAUACCUUGGACCAUCUACAAGGGGUCUCAAAUCGGGCUAGCCUGCAUUACACUGGAGAAAGUCAGCUGAAAGAGGUAUUACAGAAUCUUGGCAAAGACCAGUAUUCUCCACAGUCAUUAGAACAAGUCGGCACUCGAAUAGCCAAAGCUUUGGAAAAGAAUCAGACCUCUUGGGUCCUUUCCAGCAUGGCAGCUCUUUACUGGAGGGUGAAAGGCCAAGGAAAGAAGGCAAUUGACUGCCUGCGGCAGGCCUUGAACUAUGCGCCAUAUCACAUGAAGGAUGUACCACUAAUAAGCCUUGCGAACAUCUUCCACAAUGCAAAGCUUUGGAAUGAUGCCAUUAUCGUGGCUCGCAUGGCAGUAGAAAUAGCCCCACAUUUUGUUGUUAAUCAUUUCACACUGGCAAACGUCUAUGUAGCAAUGGAGGAGUUUGAAAAGGCCAUGAAAUGGUAUGAAUCAACAUUAAAACUCCAGCCUGAGUUUGCACCAGCAAAGAAUCGAAUCCGCACCAUCCAGUGUCAUUUACUUAUGAAAAAAGAACGACGGUCUCCUUAAAGAUCAACAUCUUCCUUUUGUUUUUGUUUUUUAAUAAGAAAACAAAGUCAUCGAUUUCUAUUCUGCUUUUAAUGAAGUGUGCUAAGAUAAAUCAAGGAGUCAAUAUCUCUAACAAGACUCUUGGAAAGAAAUGGGGUUUGGAUCAAGGGGGUUUUGUUUGUUUGUUUGUUUUCAGAUAUAGGAGCAUCUUUGGGAAAUAAAUA